Messenger RNA from Sinocyclocheilus rhinocerous, 1671 nucleotides. Its product is annotated as G2/M phase-specific E3 ubiquitin-protein ligase-like. NCBI's taxonomy places the organism in Eukaryota, Metazoa, Chordata, Actinopteri, Cypriniformes, Cyprinidae. The coding region runs from base 1 to 972 and encodes 323 amino acids. Gene Ontology annotation, molecular function: ubiquitin-protein transferase activity. The transcript has 4 exons. The record is from RefSeq and is a predicted model, not a curated record.
AUGAUGCAGAUACAUACAAAACACAGGCUUCAGAAUCCCCCCUGCUGUGGAAACCCCAUCAAGCAAAUAUUGGAAGAACUUGCAACAAAAAUAAACUCCAAUCAAACCUGCAAGUUUAAUAUCAACCGUGCAUCUGUGCUGGAUGGUGCUGUACGGGGAUUUACAAGACUCUCAUACAAUCCAAAUAACAGAAUGGUGAUCAGGUUUUCUGAUGAUAAAGGAAAGUAUGAAGAGGCUAUUGAUCUGGGUGGUCCAAGGCGAGAAUUUUUACGGCUACUCCUGGUGGCACUAAUGCAGUCAUCAAUGUUUGAGGGAAAAGAGGACAGUCUCAACUUGGCUCUUGAUUCCCAAGCCAUCAGGGAGAACAGGUAUUUCAUAGCAGGGAGAGCAGUUGCAGUCAGCCUUGUACAUGGAGGACCUGCACCGGGUUGUUUCUCUAAGACCCUAUUUGACAGUUUAGUUCAGGGGCCAGACAUGUGCAUACCUGUCUUGGACGAUGUAGCUGACUGCGAGCUUUAUAAUAAAAUCAAAAAGGUUUCUGAAGCCACAACUCUUGAAGAGCUACAACACUCAACUGAGCCCAUUAUGGACUACCUUGCCAACGCAGGUUGUCUAAGGCCAUUAAGAAGCAUUGCCGACAGGGACAGGCUGGUUGAAGACUUACUGAUGUUUCAGGUGGUGAAUCGUGUUCGUGGACCAUUUGAAAGGUUCAGGGAUGGACUAAAAACUCUUGGCGUCCUUGCAAAAGUCCAACAACAACCAGAAGCUUUUAGAUCCGUGUUUUGUCACCAGCCAAAUCAGCUGACAGCAGACAUAAUGGAUGACCUAUUUGAAAUACAGUGGUCAGAGAAUGGGAGCAACAAACGAGCAAAUGAGAACAGAGUUAUUGCUUUCUGGAGGGACUACCUGCAGGAUGUGGAAGGUAACCUUUUUAAUAAGCACAUUUCACUUUUAAUAAGUUACAGACAAUGAUUAGUGGAACUGGAACAUUUCAUGGCUUGCUCAUUCAAAUAUAUUUGAAGUGCAUCAUAAUUUAAAUCAAUUCAUUGAUUUGAAGCAGUAAAUGAUCAUUUGUUCUGCAAUAUAAAGACAAAUCUCAAUAUGAAGUUUUUUAGUGUCGUGAUUUUCAACGCAUAUUGUUGUAUGUGACACUAUUGCUGCAAGUGUUCUACUAACUCCAUUGCUACAAUAUCUAUAUGUAUAUACAGUUGUGCUCAUAAAUAUAUCUCUUCUAAAAGUGAUAUUUAAAAAAGACAGAUCGUAUGAAUCACGUUUUCAUACAAGGGAUCGUAUGAAUUACAUUGUUUUAUUUAGCACUGACCUGAAUUAGGUGUUUCACAUAACACAAUAAUACUACUUGAAUUUACCAAAAUAACCCAGUUCAAAGGAGUACAGUCUGUUCAUUCUAAAUUUUAUGCGUUGUUGUAUGUUUUUGAGCUUCGUGAUAGCUGUUCAUGAGUGUCUUGUUUUAUUAGCCAUUGAUUAAACUGUCCACAGCACUUUAAAACAAUCCUUCAAAUUUUCUGCUUUUCCAACAUUAUCUGCAUUUGUGAGAAUGUCCCAACAGUGACUUAUGAUGUAUGAUGUAAAGAUUUAUCUUUUCACACUAAGGAUAGUUGAGAGAUUUAUACACAUCAAUUACUAAAGUUUCAAAUAUUAAGUGAUGCAAAU